UUGGGAAAACGGAAUGAAAAUGAUAAAGGAUUAACCAAAGGAGUGGGUGAGGUGAGGGGGUAAAGGUUGCUCUCUCUUACUCACUCAGUUUUUGGUGUUUCCUUUCUAUCCAUCAUCUAUCUAUAUGCUAUGCUAUGGAUACCCUUUCAAGGAUUAGGUUCCUCUCUACUACUUGUUACACCUUUCAAUUCCCCAAAACUCCUGCAUUUUCAACAACAACCCCUUUUCUUUCAUCUCUAAAAGCUUCUCGUACUGCUACUACUACUUCUACUACAGUGAGCGAUGCAGAUGAGGAUGUCUUACAAAUAUUUUUGAAGGAGAGGGAAUUAAAUGGGGAUUUUGUAUCAAGAACUUGUGAUUUAUUAUGGCAAAUGAAUGCCAGAAAUUCUGGUGACUAUGAUGUUAGUAAGUUCACCGACAACAAUUCUCAACAAAUAGAGCAGAGCAUAGAGACUAACAGUGAAGGCGGUUUUUUGAAACUUUCAAGUACUCAAGAGUGGUUAUUAGGUGAAAAUUCUGCACCAAUAAACAGAAAGAUGACCGCAAAGAUAAUCCAAGACAACAGAGCAAGACUCAGGAAACUGAACAAGCUCAAAUAUCAAUCUCUUAAGAGGGAACUACUAUUUCUUUCUGUGGGUAUUGGAUUGGCUUGUAGCGGAUAUUGCUUGUUAGUUUUUUCCGUACAGGCUGCUUUGAGUUAUGGGAUUGGAGUCCUUUUCAGUUGCUUGUACCUUCAGCUCUUGUAUCAACAUGCUGACAACAUAUCCAGUGAAACCGUUCCUCAAAUAUUCACGAAAAAGAAGUCAAAGACAAUCGGUAUAAGGAGUGAGGAUCUUAAUGAUUUUUUGGAGAAAACAAUCAGGGGUAGCGGUAUAUCACUUUCAUCUCCAAGGCUAGUGAUCCCAGCAGCAAUUUACGGACUUUGGGUUCUAUCUCAUCAGUAUUUUUCUAAUGACUGGUUUGAUUUUCAGCUUGUGCCAGCCAUGUUUGGGAUGUUUGUCUAUAAGGCUGCUGCUCUAGUGCAAGUUUAUAGAGACAACAAAGACUUAGGCUUUGAAUUUCCAGAAGAUUUUUAAUGAAAGAAGGCUCAAGUGAUUGAAAUAUUUAUUUUGCUAUGUUCAGCAGAUCACACUAUUUCCUACAUCUUCAAAUAUUGGAAAUGGCUAGCUGCAUCCAGAACUGAGCAUUACUUACAUUUAUCUUGUACCAAAAAAAUGUCAUAUAGUAUAUAUAUUGAAUUGAAUGAGUGUAAGAUAAUUUGAAAUGAUAAAAAAAAGUCACUAUUAAGCCAAUUGGUAUAGGUAUUAAUGAGGUUCUCAUGAGAACCAGAGUGUUAAUACAAAAAUAAAAUAUGUAAAUGUAAGUUUGCAGCAUUGCUGGACAUUUAUUUAAGGGCUAAACAACUAUUUUGAUUAUGAA
Trifolium pratense (red clover) is the source of this 1419-nucleotide messenger RNA. RefSeq lists its product as uncharacterized. The coding region runs from base 135 to 1076 and encodes 313 amino acids. Lineage: Eukaryota; Viridiplantae; Streptophyta; Magnoliopsida; Fabales; Fabaceae. The record is from RefSeq and is a predicted model, not a curated record. The transcript has 9 exons.